This is a messenger RNA of Racocetra persica, 374 nucleotides long. NCBI's taxonomy places the organism in Eukaryota, Fungi, Glomeromycota, Glomeromycetes, Diversisporales, Gigasporaceae. The record is from the annotation of a GenBank genome assembly.
CUAGCACUGGUAUAGACCCAGUUGCCAAUCAGGAUCAAGCAUUUGGUAUUCUUAGAGGCCAGGCUGGUAUAGAUGCUCUUCGGGGACGCACUAUGGCACAGAUGAAUACUAGUAAUAGCUUUAGAAAUUCUUCAAUUGCCCAUGACUAUGCAAAUAUUGCUAGUAAUAAUGCAGUAACCCUCAGGGGUGAACCUAUAGGAGACUUUUACUCAAAACUUUUAAAAUAUGGAAAAAUGCUUAAUCUUAAUGAGCAACAGAUUAAGAGACAAUUUCUAAAAGGUUUGUUUCCAGACUUGGAAGAUGAUACGGAAUGCAUUGGUACUGAGCAACCAUUAGCUGAUCUUUUUGAAAUUUUAGAGCGAAUUGAAAUGUAA